Molecule: messenger RNA, 552 nt
Organism: Schistocerca cancellata (South American locust)
Lineage: Eukaryota; Metazoa; Arthropoda; Insecta; Orthoptera; Acrididae
Exons: 4
Coding region: 19-552 (177 amino acids)
Source: RefSeq, a predicted model, not a curated record
GUGGCACUUAUUAAGGAAAUGCACUGCUAUCAGUUUCCUUGGAGGUGGUUCGUCUCAGCCACAGUACACAAAAAAAUGCAUGAAAGCAAAAGUGGGGCCAAUGCACAGGUGGUUUACACUCUGCAAGUGUACUGUUUCCAAAUGCUGAAGUUUCUGGACCAGGCGACAGAGGCAGACGAGAGUGUCUGUAAUAUUGAGAGCACAGAGAGGGGAAGUGAACAUGCUACACCAAUAUUGGAAGAAAUGUUUGAGCACGAGAUGCGAGAGCCUUCUGUUUCAUGCCGUGAGCCACAGCCACAGCCCCAGCAUCAAGAGCGGCCUCCCACAAAAAGGAAAGGCACGGCAGACGUUGCAACAGACGUCAUUGUGAAGGCCACCAGGACAUUGAAGGCUGUGGCUGAUAUGGCCAGAACUCUGCCCCAGCCUGUCCAAGAAGACCAAUACAGUGCCCUUGCCACCCACAUCGCAGCUGAACUGAGUGAGAUGGAUAAUGUGGGUGCUAUAUUUGAUCUCAAGAACAUUAAACAGCUAGUAACAGAUGAUGCUAUGUGA